AUGGUUUACAACGAGAAUCCUCUCUCCUACUUAGUCUCCAUCGAUGGCUUCAACUUCCUCCUCGACUGUGGUUGGAACGACCUCUUUGACCCUGCUCUCCUCGAGCCUCUCUCCAGGGUUGCUUCUACCAUAGAUGCAGUUUUGCUUUCUCAUUCGGAUACGCUUCACCUUGGUGCUCUUCCUUAUGCCAUGAAGCAGCUUGGACUCUCUGCUCCUGUUUACGCCACCGAGCCUGUUCACAGAUUAGGUCUCCUCACAAUGUAUGAUCAGUAUCUAUCGAGGAAGCAAGUCUCCGACUUUGAUCUGUUUACGCUGGAUGACAUUGAUUCUGCCUUCCAGAAUGUGAUCAGACUGACUUACUCACAAAAUUUCCAUCUCCCUGGAAAGGGAGAGGGUAUUGUAAUUGCUCCUCACGCUGCUGGACAUAUGCUUGGAGGUAGUAUUUGGAAGAUAACAAAGGAUGGGGAGGAGGUUAUUUAUGCUGUUGACUACAAUCAUCGGAAAGAAAGGCAUUUGAAUGGAACUGUUUUACAAUCUAUUGUUCGACCUGCUGUUCUGAUAACCGAUGCACACCAUGCUCUUUACACCAAUCAAACCGCAAGUCAGCAAAGGGACAAAGAAUUUCUAGAUACCAUUUCAAAACAUCUGGAAGUUGGGGGCAAUGUUUUAUUGCCAGUAGACACUGCGGGUCGAGUCCUGGAACUUCUGUUGAUACUUGAACAGCAUUGGUCUCAGAGAGCUUUGAGCUUUCCCAUAUACUUUCUCACAUAUGUGUCAUCUAGCACAAUUGACUAUGUUAAGAGUUUCCUCGAGUGGAUGAGUGACGCCAUUUCAAAGUCCUUUGAGACUUCACGUGAUAAUGCCUUUCUAUUGAGGCAUGUCACUCUCUUGAUAAACAAGACAGAUCUGGAUAAUGCUCCAGCUGGUCCAAAGGUUGUUCUUGCGUCCAUGGCUAGUCUCGAAGCCGGUUUUGCUCGGGAGAUAUUCGUGGAGUGGGCCAAUGAUCCCAGAAAUUUAGUCCUCUUUACUGAGACAGGCCAGUUUGGCACUUUGGCUCGCAUGCUUCAGUCAUCCCCACCUCCCAAAUUUGUUAAAGUCACCAUGUCUAAGAGGGUUCCUUUGGCUGGGGAAGAGUUGAUUGCAUAUGAAGAGGAGCAAAACAGACUGAAAAGGGAAGAAGCUUUGCGAGCUAGCCUCGUUAAAGAGGAGGAAACAAAAGCUUCCCACGGACCUGAUGAUGAUUCAAGUGAACUUAUGGUCAUAGAUACCAAGACUACUCACGAUGUUGUUGGUUCUUACGGGCCUGCAUAUAAAGAUAUAUUGAUAGAUGGAUUUGUUCCCCCAUCCAGCAGCCUUGCUCCAAUGUUCCCAUUCUAUGAUAACACAUCUGAAUGGGAUGAAUUUGGGGAAGUCAUCAAUCCAGAUGACUACGUGAUCAAGGAUGAAAACAUGAAUCGAGGAGCAAUGCAUGCAGGAGGUGAUGUGGAUGGAAGGCUUGAUGAGGCAACUGCUAGUCUCAUGCUGGAUACAAGACCUUCGAAAGUCAUAUCCAAUGAGCUCAUUGUGACGGUUAGUUGUUCACUUGUUAAAAUGGACUAUGAAGGUCGAUCAGAUGGCCGCUCAAUCAAGUCGAUGAUUGCACAUGUUUCUCCUCUUAAACUUGUUUUGGUGCACGGAAUAGCCGAGGCUACAGAGCAUUUGAAGCAACACUGCUUGAACAACAUCUGUCCACACGUGUACGCUCCUCAAAUAGGAGAAAGCGUGGACGUGACUUCUGAUCUAUGUGCUUAUAAGGUCCAACUUUCUGAAAAGCUGAUGAGCAAUGUGAUCUUCAAGAAGCUGGGAGAUUCAGAAGUAGCGUGGGUGGAUUCAGAAGUAGGGAAGACAGAGAGCGAGAUGCGGUCGCUACUACCAAUGGCAGGUGCUGCUGCUCCUCACAAACCUGUUCUAGUGGGUGACCUGAAGAUUGCAGACUUCAGGCAGUUUCUGUCGAGCAAAGGUGUUCAGGUUGAAUUUGCAGGUGGGGGUGCUUUGCGUUGUGGUGAAUAUGUCACUCUACGCAAGGUCGGUCCUACUGGUCAGAAGGGCGGAGCAUCGGGUCCACAACAAAUUCUGAUAGAAGGACCCUUGUGUGAAGACUAUUAUAAAAUCAGGGAUUAUCUCUAUUCUCAAUCUUUCUUAUCCUCUCUUCCCAACAACCAUAUGGCUUCUGCGACCGCCACGUGGACACCUACCUCCCUCCAGCUCCGUCUCGCUCUGAGCUCCGGCGUUCGCCGCAAAUCGCACGCCGUUUACUUACGAUCGUCGCGGUUCGGUAGGAAACCGGGUUGUGGGAUUGUAUGCGUUUCCCAGAAGCCGGAAGUCGAGGCGUGGACCGGAUCGGAUUCCUCAAAGCCGCCAGCCGAUGGUUUGGCUGGGUGGGAUGAUUCCGGUAACGACGGAAUGUCUUCCAGAGCUAAGAAGAAGAGUUUGAUUGAAGGUGUAGUCGGGGCUGGAGUUGCUGGACUCAUUUUGGUCGCUGGGCUAAGCUUUGCAGUAGCAUCUUUUAACAAGCGUAACAAUUCCAGACUAAAACAGGAAAUGCAGCCGUUGACUUCUCAGCAGGAAAGCGUGCUUCUAUCGUCUGACGAAACUCCUAGUGAUGAAGUCAAGGUGGCUGAUAGUGACGAAAACAAUCGUAAGGACGAGGAUAAGAGUAUAGCAAACAAUGAUGUAGGCCAGCAAGGUGAUGAAGCGUCUGGUGAAGAUAAAGCUCUUGGUACUGACAGUUCGUCAUUUGAUGAUAUUAUAUCUGAUGUAAUUGAUUCCAGUGAAGAUAUCACUUCACAAACUACUCCUGAAGCUGAUUUGGUGCUCCAUGUGCAAUCUGAUCCUGAGACACCAGAAAGUGAGGAAUUAAUUUCUGAGUCCAAGUCACUGUUAGACUCAUCCUCUGACGCUAUAGAUUCACAAAGUAGUAAUCUUGCUGAAGCAGAGAAUCCAAAUUCUGAAGAUCCUGAUAGCCUUCCAGAGACUGAACCGACCAAUGUGUCUGAUUCAGAAAAUCAAGUCGACAGUCAGAAAGAAGAUUCCAUGUCUUCUUUAUCUGACAGCGAUGCUUAUGCAGCAACCGGGACUGUAGCUGUUGGCGUGUCGGUUGCUUCACAAUUGGAUCCUCACACUGUCCCACUAAAUGAGACGGGGCCAGUAGUCUCCACUCUAACUGAGGAUCUUCCGGAGGUAAACGGAACACCUGAGGAAUUGGCUGCGGGAAGUUUGUCAUCAAUCUCGGACAUAGAGACAGCUAAAGAAAUUGAAUCUUCAGAGACACCUGUGCCAGAAUCAACUUAUUCGUCAGUAAAUGAACUAAACAUGAAUAGUCAAGACGAGCUUGGCGACAACGGGCCUUCUUUGGAAAUACCGAAUUGUGGAAGUUCAUUCUCUUCAGCAGGGAUUCCUGCACCUUCUAUAUCCUUUCAAGUAAAUCCUGGGAAGAUUCUUGUCCCCGCAUCUGCAGAUCAGGUCCAGUCUCAAGCAUUUGCAGCUCUUCAAGUUCUGAAGGUCAUUGAAACUGACACCCAACCUAGUGAUCUGUGUACUCGCAGAGAAUAUGCCAGGUGGCUGGUUUCUGCCAGCAGCGCAUUAUCAAGAAACACGACCUCAAAAGUGUAUCCUGCUAUGUACAUAGAGAAUGUUACUGAGCUUGCUUUCGAUGAUAUUACUCCUGGUGACCCUGAUUUUUCAUCCAUUCAAGGGUUGGCAGAAGCAGGACUUAUCACAAGCAAGCUUUCUAACCAAGAUUUGCUUAACGAUGUUGAAGGCACAUUCUUAUUUUCACCUGAAAGCCUUCUUUCACGCCAGGACCUUAUAAGCUGGAAAAUGGCCUUGGAGAAACGACAGCUUCCGGAAGCUGAUAAAAAGAUGCUGUAUAAACUCUCGGGAUUCAUUGACAUUGAUAAGAUAAACCCCGAUGCAUGGCCUGCCAUUAUCGAAGAUUUAUCUUCUGGGGAACAAGGAAUUGCUGCCCUUGCAUUUGGUUGUACAAGAUUAUUUCAGCCUCAUAAACCCGUCACUAAAGCCCAAGCUGCCAUUGCUCUCUCAAGUGGUGAGGCUUCUGACAUAGUCAGUGAGGAACUGGCACGUAUCGAAGCAGAAUCAGUGGCUGAAAAGGCCGUCUCUGCACAUAACGCCCUCGUUGCAGAGGUUGAAAAGGAUGUCAAUGCCAGCUUCGAGAGAGAGCUUUCCAUAGAACGAGAAAAGAUUGAAGCGGUUGAGAAAAUGGCGGAACUGGCGAAAGUGGAGUUGGAGCAGCUGAAGGAGAAGAGAGAGGAAGAGAAUCUGGCGUUGGCGAAAGAACGAGCUGCGGUUGAGUCAGAAAUGGAGGUGCUCUCAAGGUUAAGACGUGAAGCGGAAAAGAAGCUGGAGGAUUUGAUGAGCAACAAGGCGGAGAUAUCUUUCGAGAAGGAGAGGGUUUCCAAUCUUCGAAGAGACGCUGAAGAAGAGAGCCAGCGGAUUUCAAAGUUGCAGUAUGAACUGGAAGUUGAGCGUAAAGCCCUGUCCAUGGCCAGAUCAUGGGCCGAGGAGGAAGGAAAGAGAGCUAGAGAACAAGCAAGAGGCUUAGAAGAAGCUAGAAAGCGAUGGGAGACAAAAGGACUUACAGUUAUUGUUGAUAAAGACCUUCAAGAGAAGAGCAGUGGAGAGAUUGAACAAAGCGUAGUGCUAAACAGUAACACUGGAGAGCGAUCUUCGGUUGAAGGAACCGAGGAGAGGGCUCAAACGCUAAUGGAUAAGCUGAAGGAUAUGGCGGAAUAUGUGGGAGGAAAAUCCCGUGAAGUGAUCUUCGUUGUGAUGGAGAAAAUACGUUUGUGGAUUAUGGUGUUGAAGGAAUACACACAGAAUUUGGGGAAGCGAGCGGGGGAAGUGAGAGAGGCAGCCAUUGUUAGGGCAAAAGGAGCAGCAGAGGAAGUUGAGAAAGGGGCAGUUCAGGUGAGCGAUAAGGUGAAGAGAAUGGCUGAGGAGUGUAGAGAUGGAGUUGGGAAGAUCUCUCAGAGGUUCAAGACCUAA
Thlaspi arvense is the source of this 5043-nucleotide messenger RNA. The record is from the annotation of a GenBank genome assembly. Lineage: Eukaryota; Viridiplantae; Streptophyta; Magnoliopsida; Brassicales; Brassicaceae.